AUGCUAGCUCAGUUAUCUAUCGCUUGGCUGUUGUUCUUAAGGCUGACUGGAGCUGUAUUGACAACCUCGCUUCUGGUGACCACGGACGCCAAUGGGUUGCCACUGACAGAGACUUCCAUCUUUGACCCUGCAACGUUGGCUAAUGCAGCUGCAGGAACACCAAUUACCACAGUCAUCACUACUACCAAUAUCGCGGGCGUCUUGGUUACUUUAACUCAGACGAGGACGCCGACUGCCACUGGGACGACGGACAUAGCGCCAACUACGGCAGCUACAGCGACGGGAACCGGUUUGGUGACCAGCUUUGUGACUACGACAAAUGCUGCGGGCGCCACGGUGACGUCUCCGACGGUCGUUACUCCAGCAGCUACUACGGCAGCCACAGGGCUUGUUACAAGUGUCAUCACUACUACGAACGCUGCCGGCGCUACGGUGGUUUCGACUACUAUUUUCAACCCAACUGCCACUACCGUAAUCACGCCUAGCACCGCAGCAACAGGUUUGAUAACCAGCGUUUACACCACUACGGACGCCGCCGGUGCCACCAUUACAGGGACAACCCUUUUGUCAGCCGCAGGAGCUAGUAGCUCGUCGUCGGUCUCCGCUACGAGCUCUGCCACCCAGGCGGCUGUUGAAGAUCCAAAUGGUAGGCCAGACCCUUCUACGGAUUUUACUCAGCCACCACUUACUCCAGUGACUACACUGCCGAUGGACACUUACGUUACGAUCACUGAGGGAACUACAAGAACAUACACUACGACAAGGGCUAGAACCUCCGGAAUGUGGGUCACGGUGGUUAUACAGGGUCGCACAAUCACUACUACGACGACGUUUGCACAAAGAUUCACUUCGCAGUACACCACCGUGGCUUCACCAUCAUCGGGCUCCAUUGGUCUUGGGACUAUCUCAGGAACCAUUGGUCGCGUUAAAACCGACCUGGAGAGCACCAUUAAAAACGGUGCGGCCUCUAUUUGUUCAUCAUUUCUCAUUUCAUUUUUGGCGUUCGUUAUGUGGUUCUUGUAG
Messenger RNA from Torulaspora globosa, 1023 nucleotides. It is a transcript of the gene KRE1, whose product is annotated as Kre1p. Gene Ontology annotation, biological process: fungal-type cell wall organization. The transcript has a single exon. Bases 1 to 1023 code for a protein of 340 amino acids. NCBI's taxonomy places the organism in Eukaryota, Fungi, Ascomycota, Saccharomycetes, Saccharomycetales, Saccharomycetaceae. The record is from RefSeq and is a predicted model, not a curated record.